Monoraphidium neglectum is the source of this 164-nucleotide messenger RNA. RefSeq lists its product as hypothetical. The transcript has a single exon. NCBI's taxonomy places the organism in Eukaryota, Viridiplantae, Chlorophyta, Chlorophyceae, Sphaeropleales, Selenastraceae. The record is from RefSeq and is a predicted model, not a curated record. The annotation marks the transcript as partial.
AUGCAGCAAGCAAGCGGCCCUCCAGCGCUGGAGGCGCUGCCACAAGCACCCGACGCCAGCCCGCUUGCGCCCGCGGAGCCGAAUCAGCAGCUGCAUGCGGAGCCCCAGGAGCGUCUCGGAGGCUCGGCCUGCGACGGACAUAAGCCCGCGGUCAUCGCCGGCAG